AUGUAUGUUCCUAUGUUGAAUUUGUCAAUUGGUUAUUUUUUUAUACUCUUUAUUCAAACGAUUACUUGUGCAUCGCCAUGUAUCUACGAUGUUGGAAAUGGUCAACAAUUAGAUGUUCGUACGUUAGGUAAUGCAAAUGGAAAAACACCAAAAUAUGAUAAUAUACCUACUACAAGUUCUAUACCACAUAGUUUAAGUUGGAAUGGAUGUUUUUCUUAUAAAAAGUCGGAUGGUGGUGAUUGUACUAAUGCUGCAGCAUGUUUUACUGAUACGAAAACAGGUAUAUCAAAUGUGAUUGCAAGACAAAGUGAUGCUGUAUUUGAAAAACAUGUCGAUGAAAAUCUACUUGCUUAUCAAUCACCUGAUUUUCUUCUACUUGUCCAUUUAACGUGUCGUGAUGCUCAUGAAGACACAAUAACUAGUCGUCAAGAUGGCCCAACGAUAUAUGAUAUCUUUCUUACAUCUCGAUGUGCUUGUCCUGGAAAAUGUCACUAUUCCGAUGGAUCUAUGAGUGGUGGUGCUGUUUUUAUUAUCAUAUUACUUGUACUUCUUUUCGUAUAUAUUGUUGGUGGAAUGCUCUUUUUAAAAUAUUCACGUGGUGCUACAGGCGCAGAUAUAAUACCAAAUCGUGUAAUGUGGUUAAAUGUAAUGUCAUAUGCAAUUGAUGGAACACGUUAUAGUAUUCAAAUAAUUCGACAGAAAAGUUUUAAUGUUAAUUAUGAAAAACUAUGA
Adineta steineri is the source of this 732-nucleotide messenger RNA. Lineage: Eukaryota; Metazoa; Rotifera; Eurotatoria; Adinetida; Adinetidae. The record is from the annotation of a GenBank genome assembly.